This is a messenger RNA of Paramuricea clavata, 3087 nucleotides long. Lineage: Eukaryota; Metazoa; Cnidaria; Anthozoa; Malacalcyonacea; Plexauridae. The record is from the annotation of a GenBank genome assembly.
UAAACAUCAGAGCAUGGCUCGUAAAAUAUACAUCAAUCUGUUUUUACGUCUUCCUCAACGCAUUGUAAAGUUUUUAAUCAGGCCGAUGGACGUGAUGGGUUGUAACUCGCAGGUGCGGUAAAAUAACGUAUUCUCUUCAUAUCAUAAGUGCAGGAAGUUCUCUCAAACAUUAUAUAAACAGUUAUUGGCUACAUUAUAUACAUCAUCGUGUUGUGCCACGCUUAUUCCUUGCCUACUGGAAGAACUAAAAUUUAUCAAUUUUAUCAGUGUAUCGCUAUCAGGAAAUCUCAUUCAGAACGGUUACUUGCGAAACAUACAUUAUAUCGUGUAACGUGAAGUGCAUGACUUGGACCAUAAUUAUGAACAACACGUCUCAACAAUCACGUCUGACCGUAUUUGGUUUCAUAAAGUUACCACUGGAAUACGAAGUCGAAAAAGAUGUCGUCAUGAGUUUUAUAGCUUUAAUGUCUUUCGUUGCUAUCAUUGCUAAUGGCAUUUUAUUACUUGUGAUUAUUAAAGACCCGUUUAAACAAUUGCGAACCAUUACAGCCAUUUUGCUGGCGUUUAACUCAGCGACCAAUUUAGGCAGUUCCCUGGUGUUAUUUCUUGACAAUGUGUUUUAUUGGUUUCAUGGAAAACUUUCACCAGAAUUGAUCAUAUACUUCGGUUCAUUUACUACGUGUCUGUACGUUAUUGGUAACUUGUUACACACAAUGAAUACAUAUGGUGCGAUUGUUGUUGCUGUUCGUUAUGCUAUAUUUGCACCCAAAGUGCGGAGGUAUUUGGUACAAUCUUUGAUUUUAACUUGGGUGGUAAUUCUAUUAGUGGUCAUCAUUCCUCCUUAUACUUUACCAAAGGAUAAGGUACCCACUUAUGUAAAAUGUAUAUUAACACUGAUAUGUGUUCUGCUAGCUGUGUUGGCGAUCACGUUUGGUUGCAUUUAUACCAAAAUAUUUCAAACGUUAUACGCACGUAAACAAAGACUUUCACUAUCCUUUCAUCUCAAACGUUCAACAGUUCGAGGUCGGGAAAUAAACAAGAACAAUCAUAAUGUUGUCAAGACAUUAUUUCUGCAUGUUUUGUUAUUUAUGAUAACCACAGCUCCUGGCAGUCUUAUCAUUCUAGUUUUCCUGCAUUGUGCAACAUGUGAUCUUGUCAAACUUCAACUUGCAGCUCUCUUCACCAUUCCAAUUAUAUAUUCUCCAAUGGUGUUCUUACCGCUUCUCUGGCUGUUCAGGCUGAAGCAAUACAAAAAAGCAAUGAUUAAAACACUCUGUUUUUGGCGAAGUGCCAGUUUUUGGCGAAGAAGAUCCAAAAACUUAAAGAUUCAGGCGAGCGUACUAAACGUAGAGAACAGGUCAAGAUCAGAAAGCUGUACAAAAGAGCUGGAAAAUCUAUCUGUGGCUGUAUGAAGACUCUUCAUUGACCUUAGAAGUCCUUACGUCACGUCACUGUCAAACAAUGAAAAUUUGACCACAUGCAUCGCACAUUGCAUUGCGUAUACCUAAUGUUUAGAAAGAUUGAAAAUUGCGUGACGUAAGUAGUUCUAUAGUCAAUAUAAUUUAAUUUAUAUCAAGUGCAAAUGUACAAAACGUCGGACUAUUGAUAUCUACUGUAUAUUGUGUAUUGUGUACUAUUCCAACCAUAAUGCUCAUCUUGUGUCUAACCGUGCAUGCAUGGCUAGAGUUAUAACGAAACAAGGUUAUGAUAUCAGAUCUUCCGAGACAUAGGGAACAGAUAAAAUAGAAAUCCCCUUCUACAUGUCGCAUUGAUCACGUGUUAACAAUGGACCAAUAGUAAUGAUUGUUUGCUUAGGGGACGUAAGAAAUGGCUUGCGUUUUACCAAUACCUAUAUAGCCAUGAGACAGUUAUGGAAGAGGAGAUUUGUACAUACACGGGACUAAGUUGUGGAAUGAUUUGCCAUAUCUAAUAAGAUGUAAAUUCAAAUAUUUAACUGUUUAAAAAGGUAUUCAAUGGUAAUCCGUUCCAAAAUCUACAACUAUAUCAAUCCAUGUAAAGGACCGUUCAUUAUUUAUGGGGGGGGGGGGGACUGGGGGAACCUGAUAUUUUUCCAGAUAAAAAAAGAGGGGAAGAUAGAGCUAUAUAUUUUAAAAAUCAUUACAGUGCGUCUACAGUAAGUCGGGCCACUUAGAGAACACUAACCAAUCGCAUUGCAGAACAAAAAGAAAAAUCUAAUCAAACUAAAUAUCGUCCAAUCAAAAGAAAGAUUCAGGAAGCCAUUAACUGCAGUAUUUACUUUUACAAGUCUAUUUUUGCCGUUUGACAUUCGUUUAUUUGUUCAAAUUGUUUUUGGCCUAAUGCUGAUUGGCUAAUGCGCCGUUUGUUUAUUUUUUCAAUUUUUGUUCUGCAAUGUGAUUGGUUAGUGUUUUCUAAGUGGCCCCACUUACUGUAGACGCACUGUAAUAAUUGAUGAGGGAAAAAACAAAAAGAAAUCAGAUGUACAUAAACUCCAUCUAGUUUGAAUUUCUCCUGUUAGACAAUGUUGAUUUUCAAAAUUACUAUGGUCAAAUAGAUCCUUUCUGCUAUUCAACACACUCGCAGUACAUGUUUCAUCAGAUUUAUUAAAACACUUGGGUAUCGCCUCGUGUUAUAAAUCUGAUAAAAGAUUGCUGUUGGUGCUUUGAAUAUUAAUACAUAAUAUCAAACUUUCAUUUCUGCUCUCUGUCCCUGCUGUACAAAUUAUAAUAGGCAGGCUUAUAGUUGCACACAAAAGGAAUAAAAAACAAAUAUGUACAUUUACUAUGUUGUGAAUUGUAUAUUGUAGCACUGUAUACAUAAAGAAAUGCAUAUAUAAAUUGCGAUGGUUGCAGAAGUAUAUGUGUUACUCAUUCACUGUGAACAAUAUGGUACAAUAUUUUUAUGUAUUUUGUAAAGUGCAUGCUAUAUACGGUAGUUAUAGGAGGAACCUUAUAAUUUAUUGUUAAGGUAAAGGAGAACCGAAAAUCUAAGUUUGACUAUGGGUGGGGUCCGGGGAAAAAAUAGGAAAAUUUGCAAAAAUCGCCCAUGCCCCCGCAUAAAUAAUGAACGGUACGGUCCCUAAACAUUAAUUUUUAUUUUAUAUUUCUG